GUGGUCCUGGUGGCCAUUACCCUGGUGGACGUGGAUGCCCAAAGCUCUCCCAGCUGUGGCCCCAAUUUCCCGCCCGCCUGCAGUUGCGGGGAGGAGGUGUACGAGAGCGAGAUGCAGUACGUCGUCAACUGCACAAACGCGGGGCUGCGCAACACGAGCGUCCUGGAGUUCAUGCCCGAGAAGGUGGAGGUGCUGAUCUUCACCGGCAAUCACAUUGCGGAGCUGCCCUGGAACGUGUUCGGGAGCAUCAACGACUACAAGCAGCUCAAGAUCGUGGACAUGAGCAGCAACCACAUCCGGGAGAUACGCGGCAAGAGCUACCACCAUGUGCCGCGCGUCGAGCGGCUGAUCCUCAAUCACAACAACCUGAGCAUCUCGCGCUACGACGACGAGGUCAAUCAUCACCAUCCGCGGGUCUUCUCCAACUUUGUCAAUUUGCAGAGCCUUCACCUAACGGACGCCUUCGAGGACAACAGUUCGCCGCAGCUGAGCGAGGACCUGCACGACAUCUUCGUCAACAGCCAGCUGCUGAAGCUGCAAAAGCUCCAUCUCGAACAGAACGAGAUCACGCACUUCAAGGACCGCAAUGUCUUCUGCGAUCUGCCCUCCCUCAGGGACCUGCAUCUGGGCGACAACCAGCUGCGGGACAUUAACUUCGAGGUGCGAUGCCUGAACAAUCUGCGGUUCCUGGACCUCGAACGGAAUCAAUUUGGCUUCGUGAAGCCCAGCGACAUGAGGGUCCUCAACGAGCUGGAGGAUCGCUCCAAUCGCACGGCCAAUCUGAUUGUGGACUUUAAUCUGAAUCCCUUCGUCUGUGACUGCCGCAUUGCGCCCUUCCGCGCGUGGAUCCAGUCCACACGGGUGACCGUCCGCAACAAGGACAGUCUCAUGUGCUUCCACUCGGCUUCACGGGUGGAUCCCUCUCCCGCCCACAUCCUGCAGCUGGAUAUGGGCGCAUGCCAGGCGGCCAUCGAUGCAGCGGCCACCAUCCUGAAUGCCGCCGAGGAGGAGCAGCGGAGCUAUGGAGCAGAGCAGCCGCCGGCGCACAUCAGCGGCCAUACUGCCACGCUAAUCUUCCUGCUGAUCGUGCUGAGCAUGAUCCUGCUGGGGCUGCUGGUGGCCCUCGUCUACGUGAGUCGCGAUAAGUUAAAGUACAUGAUCACGCCGGUGUUCGAUAACGUGGCCAAGAAGGUCCAGUAUACGUCAAUUAAGGAUGAGGACUGCCCGGAAGUGCACGUCUAGAGGGGCCCAUAUCCAUCAUCCCAGAAGGAGGAGAGACCUGAGGAAGAACCAAAACUCAGUUUCGUUUCAGUUUCAGUUUUUGUAUGCCAUUCGCGUUACGCAAAGUGUGCCAUUCACAGCGGAAGGGGAAACAGAAGAUCGAAUAUCAUUUGCAUCCGCGUAUCCCAAAACUUAAGCCUCUUGUUUUUCGUAGUACUUAAGCAUUUAACAAUGAAGAUCGAAGGAGUAGGAGGAACGUGCAAAAUGCACUUGCAAUUACAGUUAAAAUACACACACACACAAUUUCUAUAGUUUUAGCGUUUUUCUAACUUAAACUUAAGUCCAAGUCUUGUUAUUUCUAUGAUUCCCACACACGAAAAAGGAGUCCAUAGGAGUGCAAAGCGGCCCUGUAACAACCGAUUUGACCAGAAGACCACGCAUACAUAUAUAGCAGCCUAUAUAUACAUACAUACCCACAUAUAUCGUAACAAACACUUUAGUGUUAUCUGUGAUUUAAGUUUAGUAGCUUUACUUUGUUAAAACUCUGCAGAACGCAACUUUUGUAAUGGAAAUUCAUCAAACAAAAAUACAUAUACAUAUAUCUUCAAAUGUAAAACGUUUCGCUACUCAAAAAUAUGUUAUUAAUCAUUUGUCAAUUACAACACUAUAGCUAUAUGAUGAUUUCAUACUUGAUUUACCAACAUUAACAAGCAUUUUUUAUAAAUAAAACUUUUGAAAAUUGAAAAA
Molecule: messenger RNA, 1968 nt
Organism: Drosophila persimilis
Lineage: Eukaryota; Metazoa; Arthropoda; Insecta; Diptera; Drosophilidae
Product: trophoblast glycoprotein
Exons: 1
Cellular component (GO): membrane
Molecular function (GO): protein binding
Source: RefSeq, a predicted model, not a curated record